AUUUUGUUCACUUUUACGAACAGCCCGCUUGCUGCAAACGAUCUAUCCAUCUAUACCUAUACAUAACUAAACUCAUACCCAGCCUUCAAAAUGCUGAUCAACGCCACCACAGCUCUAUCAACCUCCUCAACCCUAUUAGUCCCAUACCUCCCGCAUCACGUCCCACGCUAUCACGAAUGGAUGAAAAACGAGGAAAUCCAACAAGCAACAGCCUCCGAACCGCUCAGUUUGGAAGAGGAAUACUCCAUGCAGAAGAGCUGGAGGGAGGAUGCCGAUAAAUUGACUUUUAUUGUCUGCUUAGCACUGCCACUAGCAUCAGGUUCAGGUUCAGGUUCUUCGGAAAGCGAAGUAAUACGAUUAUCAGAUCAGUUUGAUGGGCCGGAGCGGAUGGUCGGGGAUGUCAAUCUCUUCCUGCGUAUCGACGAGGAAGAAGAGGGAGACGGAGGCAAAAUUGUAGGGGAACUCGAGCUGAUGAUAGCCGAAAGGCAGAAUCAAGGGAAAGGGUACGGGCGGGCCGCAUUGUUGGUGUUUCUGCGGUAUAUUGUUGAGCAUGAGAAUGGUAUUGUUGCGGAAUUUCUACGGACGGAAAAAAGGGCAGCAGCAGCAGCAGCUACGCAGACCAACAAACUAGAUUAUCUGAGUGUCAAGAUCGGGCAGACGAAUAUUCGCAGUGUGCGCUUGUUUGAGUCGCUGGGUUUUGUUAGGGUGGCUGAUGAGCCGAAUUACUUUGGGGAAGUGGAGUUGAGGAGGGCUGGAUUGGUUAAGGCUGGUGUUGAGGAGAUGUGCACGAGGUUUGCAGUAAGAGGGUAUCGGCAGUUGGAGUAUAGAGCGGAGAGAGAGUCAUGAAGAAAUAUUUUCAAAUGUUUUUUUUCCUUUGAUAUCCAUAUAUCACCACCUCAAGAAAAUGGUGAUGGAGUUGGAGAAUCGUAGGAUUCUCCGUGUUGCGAGUUUGCA
Molecule: messenger RNA, 954 nt
Organism: Talaromyces proteolyticus
Lineage: Eukaryota; Fungi; Ascomycota; Eurotiomycetes; Eurotiales; Trichocomaceae
Product: GNAT domain-containing protein
Exons: 3
Coding region: 91-846 (251 amino acids)
Biological process (GO): protein acetylation
Molecular function (GO): N-acetyltransferase activity
Source: RefSeq, a predicted model, not a curated record